Molecule: messenger RNA, 693 nt
Organism: Melampsora larici-populina 98AG31
Lineage: Eukaryota; Fungi; Basidiomycota; Pucciniomycetes; Pucciniales; Melampsoraceae
Exons: 3
Coding region: 1-693 (230 amino acids)
Source: RefSeq, a predicted model, not a curated record
AUGCUUUCCACAACUUACGUUUUAUCUUGCGCUGUCCUCGCCGCUUCUAACUCUAUGGUCUCAUCCACGCCUUUCCCACAAGCUCCAAUGACAGGCUUAAACUCGAAUGUCGGAACAACAUCAUCGCCUUCGACGCUUGGGACCACUUCGACGCUUGGAUCUAGCUCUUCGCUUGGUACCGCUUCUACCUUGCCGCCCACCUCUUCGUUUGGUACUACCUCUUCGUCUCCCUCCCUCUCUACGCUUGGUACCACUUCUUCUCUACCUUCCAGCUCUUCGGUUGGGACCACUUCGCUUGGCGCUGCUUCUUCGCCUGCCACCACUUCUACGCUUGGUACCAGUUCUUUCGGCGCGCCCCCUCCAUCCGGGACCACAAUUUCCGGAACUGCAAAUAGCUUGACUGGAACCCCACCGGGAUACACUCCGAUGACUUCAACCAGCACCCCUUCUGGUGCAAUUGGCAGCCCUCCUUCAGGGUCUUCGCCAAUCACCCCGGGUAACACUCUCACAUCUCCUACCUCAUUCGGGUUGAAUGCGAGUAGCGGACGGAAUGCCAAUCUUGGUGCCUCGGGAUCUCUCGUCGCCGCUAACCAGACCAUGCCGGGUAUGGCUUCUCGAGCCAGUGCGUCACAUACCGUCGCUGGAGUAGCCUUCUCCCUGAUAGCUACUUGUGCAAGUGUGCUUUUGGUAUAA